This is a messenger RNA of Salarias fasciatus (jewelled blenny), 1125 nucleotides long. It is a transcript of the gene gorab, whose product is annotated as golgin, rab6-interacting. The record is from RefSeq and is a predicted model, not a curated record. NCBI's taxonomy places the organism in Eukaryota, Metazoa, Chordata, Actinopteri, Blenniiformes, Blenniidae. The transcript has 4 exons. Gene Ontology annotation, biological process: non-motile cilium assembly. The coding region runs from base 124 to 1095 and encodes 323 amino acids.
CUUUCGGGUCCUCAACGUGGCACGGAUAAACAAAGAUGGCGGACUUGCCCGGAGUUUCUCUAACUUUGCAUUCGAAGUAGAAAAGCUUUAAAAAGUUAUUUUUUUCUUUUAAUUGGUGUCUUUAUGCGCGGGGGGGUCAACAUGAGCGGCUGGGCGGGUUUCUCCGACGAGGAGCUCCGGAGGAUGCAGCGGAAAGGCGCGGAGCAGAGGCCGGCUGAGAGCGGCUCCUGCCCGGCUCCGGGCCCGCGAAAGGCGGCGUCCUCCGCCCCGCGGAGCCGGCAGCAGCUGCAGAGGGAGAGGGCGCUCCAGCAGGCUGCUCAGCGGAGCCGGGCGGCCGGGGAGGAGGCGCUGCAGGCCGGGCAGCAGCUCAGCGAACCCCCGCCGGAAAGGACGAGUCCCGGAGCUCCGGAGCAGACGGCGGGUCCCGGUGCGCCCAGUCCGCGGCCGGAAGUGAAGCAGAGCCCGGCUGCAGAGAGCGAGGAGAGCCGGGAGGAGGCGCCGGAAGUGAAGGAGCUGGACAGACAGGAGGCGGAAGAGGUUCUCCGGACCCGGCUCCAGGUUCUGCAGCAGCAGCAGAGCCUGAUGGAGGAGCAGAACCGGGUCAAGAAGGACCUGCUGACCAGGACGCUGCAGCUCAAGAGCCAGCAGACCCAGGCUGAGGCGGCCAUGUUGAAAACUGUGAGGGCGGAGCUUCAGCAGCUGGAAACCAUGGCAACCAAUGACAUCAGCAUCCUGAGGGGGCGAAUCGAGGAGGCAGACUGGGAGUACAGCAAGGCCAGGAAGCGGUACGAGCGUGCAGAGGCGGAGUUUGUCUCCUCCAAGCUGGACCUGCACCGCAAGGCGGAGCUAAAGGAACAUCUGGCAGAACAUCUGUACGCCAUCAUCCAGCAGAAGGAGCUGCGCAAGGCGCGCAAGCUAGAGGAGCUAAUGCUACGGCUAGCGCUGAGGGAGGAGGAAAGAGAGGCGGGGCCUGCGGUUGAGACGCAGUUGGAAGCGGAGAACGUGGAGACUGUAAAGGAGGCGGACUUUGAAAAGGAGGCGGGGACUGAAGAGGGGGCGGGGUCCAAAAAGGAGGCGGAGUCUCCAGAACUCUGACAGACUGGAAAUGUGAACUCUUUGGUUCCA